This is a messenger RNA of Apis laboriosa (Himalayan honeybee), 4435 nucleotides long. RefSeq lists its product as uncharacterized. The record is from RefSeq and is a predicted model, not a curated record. The transcript has 9 exons. Bases 831 to 2069 code for a protein of 412 amino acids. Lineage: Eukaryota; Metazoa; Arthropoda; Insecta; Hymenoptera; Apidae.
CAGUGCAGUCUCGAGCCUCGCGUCGAUCGCAACGGAUUUCAUUAUUUCUCGGCUCUCUCCAUGCUCGACUGCCUCUUUCUAGAGUAACGAACCGCCGGCAGGUGUGUGGUGCAGUGGCGAUAAUAAAACACGUGAAAAUAAUCCUUUUGGCUAGAGGAACGUGGAAAUGUUCUAUUCGAAAGAGAUCGAUUACGAUUUAUUGCAAAAAUUAAUACCGUGGAAUUGAUGAUAAUAAAAUAAUCAGAAUUCUUCAGAAAGAUAUCCGUUCAACCAGAAGUAAAUUUGAGGAGAGAAUAUAAUAACUCUAUCUCGCGAUAAAAAAUAUCUAAAUGACAGGAAUCGGUUGCGUCAAUCAAAUUAAUCUCACAAGAGUACGAUGAUGAUUGUUUUAUCUCUACGACGAGCACGAGAUGAAUCUUAGAGAUUUUAGAAUCUCGUAAAUGAUCGAGAAGAAUUAUUAUCGAAGUAUCAUCCACAUUUUGGGGAUGUCGACUUACGCGAGAUGGACUUUAUGGCCGGCAAGAACGCGUUUUCGACGCUAUCUGACGAGUAUCGCGUGCUACCGGAAGUGUUGAUGAUGAACGAGCCGGAUCCACGAGGUAGAUCGAACUGGUGAUUUCAAAACGAAUUCCGGUGCUUCUUGAAAAGUGAUAUUUUUGACUUUUCAUUUAUCGUUUCCCUUUCUCGUUUACGUUUGACUCGUUCUUUCAUAAGAACAGUGAAAAAGAUUUAUUUUUGUCCUUGUCGAUAUUAUAAAAAAAGAUCGGAUAUCUCGGCAUCGUCUCGAUAAUUGAACAAUUUUUUGGUGGAAGACGGGUGAUCAGACAGCCAUGGACUGGCGGGGAGUCGCAUUGGCAUUUUUAUCGAUCACAAUAGCGAGGCACAGCACCACACGCGCGGCCCAAAUACCCCAGCAACCGCCUACGUCGACCGUUGGGAUAGCGAGCACUGUGCAGAUCGAGUGUGCGAGUGAGUCGAUAAUCGUGCACAUCUCGACCGAGGGAAAAACGGAUUUCCAUGGUCUGGUGUAUCCUAGGGGGUUGUCGAAGAACAGCUCUUGCCUGCAAGAGUACAGAAGCCAACCCACUCCUAUAACUUACAACCUGCCCCUCAGAUCUUGCAACACCAUGCCCACGCAAUUGGACGACGGAGGUAUCGAGUACUUCAACACGAUAGUUGUCCAGCCGCACCUGAAGCUGGUCACGAAUCAGGGCAGGGGUUUCCACGUGAGAUGCCGAUAUCAAACGAGGGACAAAGUGGUAACGAACGAUCAAACCCACGUGGCCAUGCUGCAAUCCCUACCGCUCCAGGCAACGGCUCCCAUGCCGGGAUGCACGAUGAAGAUCUUCAGCGGGGAUCCGACGAGGCAUCAAGUGGCGGAAAACGUGAAGAUCGGGGAUCCUUUGACCUUGGUCAUUAACAUCGACAAACAGGAAAUGUUCGGCCUCAAGAUAUCCGACUGCCUGGUGCGCGACGGGUUGGGAUGGGGUGAGCAGAGGCUCAUAAACGACCAAGGAUGCCCGGUCGACGGUGAAAUCAUGGGAGAAUUCACGUACAACGAGGAUAAAACUGAGGCAAAGGUCGAUUUCCAGGCGCACAAGUUCCCUUAUACAGCGAGCGUUUACUAUCAAUGCAACGUCAGAUUAUGCGUGAAACACGAUGGAGGAUGUAGCAACACGCCACCGGCGUGUAAUUCGAUAUCCAGACGACGCAGGGACACUGUCAACGACGAUACGGUGAAAGGCGUGGAGGGCUUGGACGGAGGGACGCCGGCUACUAUCGAGGUUUACAGCGGUUUGUACGUGAACGAAGCGUCAGACGUUGCUUCCAAGUCGGACUUCACCGACGACGUGUUCAGAGAAAGGACCGUCGACGAUCCGAACAGCUUUUGCAUAUCGCAAAGGAGCUUCGCCAUCGGCAUCGCGAUCGCGGGUCUGAUCCUCAUGCUGGCGGUGGUUGCGGCCAUUUUGGUACUGUUGACGAAGAGACGGCACAAGACCGUAUCGACGACGGGCUCGUCCAUUUACAGCGGACCUUACACGAACACGGCGUACAGUCACAGCAGUUAAGCUGCUCGAGCAAAAAAGCGUGGGGAGAGGAUAUCGAAUAAUCCGAAAAAAACUGUAACCGCGCUAUUUUGUAGCGAGGCGAUCGAAUGGACACACGAAUGGUCUAUUAUUAAAGAAAAUUUGACCAAUAAUAUAAUCGGUUCUCUACGUUACACGACCUCGGUGUGUACAACGAGAUGUACGAAGAAUUUAGGUGGAAUUUACAAGAGAUUUUUGCUCAAACUGCCUUUUGCUAAUUAUCGCUUCUUCGAGAAGAUAGCUGAGAACACGAUAGGUCUGAAUACGUGAUUUCCAAUUCGUCGAUCCAUUGUUAUCUUUUUAUUCUAGAGAUCUUGCCAUCCUUUCUUUCAUACAACUCGUUCAACGAUUGUUUAACUUUCGAAUUUACCUCUCUAUUUAUCGUGAACUUGUUGUGUUCUGUUAGAAGCACGUGUUGGGACCUAAAAUAAAUUUUAGAGAAAUCCAAGCCUAGCCCGAAAAAAAUUGAAACGAAGCGACACGAAUCCUUAGGAUUAACUUUAAUAUAUAUAUAUAUAUAUAUAUAUAUAUUAUAUUAUUAUUAUAUUAUAUAUUAUAUAAAUAUUGUAUACUAGUCCGGUAUACGCUGUCCUAGCUAACAUAGCAGCCGCACUAAACAGAAGGCGCACAUCACGCGAAAAUAUUCUCUCUGUCUUCGUUGCUCUUCUACUAAUUUAAUUUUAAUCACCAGCGCAGAACGACUCACUCUAGCGUUCGAAGUGAAGUCGACAGAGACACUUUUUAAACGAAUCAAACGGCCCAAUGAUUUUUACCGUCCUUCUUUUCUCUCUCCCAACUUCCGUGAACAAGUAUCAUAUUUUCUAUGUCCUUUCCAACUAUUUAUAUAGUCACCGUCUUCCUUUCCUUUCUCUUUUUUUUUUUCUUUAAACAAAUUUCAUAGACAAAGAAAUAAUCUCUGAAGCGCAUGGAGUUUGGUCGAUUAAAUUGUGACAUCGUUUUUUUAAAAGAAAUCUGUUGUUAUUCUGCUUUUCUUUUUUUUUUUACCGUUUAAAGAAAAAUUUCAUUACAUAUGCGUAACGUACCUCUGGUAGGCGAGACCAGCUCCUGAUUAAUCGAUCAGAGACAAGUUUCCAAUGCGUUCGAACCAAUCGAGGCAAACUUAUGUAUAGAUAUGCAUAUCGGUUAUUAUAAGUACGUCCGACUAUGUGCUUCGAUGUUACGCGAGACCGAGUCCCGUUGCCGUGAGAACGAGGCGAAAAGAAAUGUUGCAACAAUUGAUCAGAUUCACACCAAAGAUUGUGAAAAGGUGUUUGAAAAAAGUUAUUGCGAGCUGGACGCGUCUCGUGCCGUCGGCUAUGGGACACUCGCAGCGAGUGUGGCGAUAAAUGAGUGUAUAAUCCAUUAUAACGCUUAAACCGUAAACUAGUUUCCACUGAAUCGAGGUGCUGCUCCCUGAUAUCGAUACCCUUUAACUGAAAAUCGGAAGUAAUCAAAAUUGGAAGUACUUGUUUUUAUCGUUCCUUCGAUUCCUUUGCGAUAAGAAAAUUAAUCUUAAAAUCGAGCAGAUCUAGUAAUUUUUUUUUGGUAAAAGUAAUCAAAAAACGUGAGGGUAUCGAUAUUUCGUGUUUUGCGUGGAGCGUUUUUUUUCUUUGUUUAGUUUUAAUUUGUGAAGAAAAAAAAACUGACGUAACUGGGUCCAACGUGGUGGUGGGUAUACAGAUCGUAAAAAUUACAUUUAAAGAGAACAGAGGGGGGGAAAAAAAGAAGAAAGAAUGGACGUGCAAACGUAACACUCGUAAUUUAUGAGCUAUUAUCGAGAAAAAGAAAAAUCGAGAAAAAGAAAAUAUAUGCGGAGAAAAAUGUUGAUUUGGUUUAUAGAGAAUCGUUUUUUUUUUCUGACGAUCGUUCAAAACUUCAGUAGAACUGGAGACACAAUUACAAUUGUAAUUUAUCGUGAAAUUAUGCGACAGAAUAAUUUUAAUUUUGUAACGAUGUAAUUUAUAUUCAAAACGUUUAUUGAUUUUAAGAAUUUAAAUUUCUAACGCUAAGAUAAAUAAAUUUUUAUCCAAAAUAAUCAAUAAUUUUUCGUCACAAUAUGUUAGAAAUUUAAUAAUUUUUUGUAAAGUGCAAUAAUUUUGAAUGAUCAAUAAUAUAAAAUCAUAGAUCAAAAACACCCGACGAAUAUAUAACAAACGAGCGUUGUCGUUUCGUCGUAUUAGUGGCAUUGGUUCAUAGCGACAUUGGGGAUAAAAAUAUCUGUAUAAACUUCUUUUUGUAAGGAUACGCGAUUUUUCUCUAGAUCCCGCAAUGUUUCUCUGGACCCUUGUCCAAAACUUACAACGAACUUGUGUAAAUAACGAAAACGUAAUAAAUCUUAUAAUCAUAAA